Closterium sp. NIES-65 is the source of this 5289-nucleotide messenger RNA. The record is from the annotation of a GenBank genome assembly. Lineage: Eukaryota; Viridiplantae; Streptophyta; Zygnematophyceae; Desmidiales; Closteriaceae.
AUGCCGCAGGAACGCGAAGCACGGACGGAGACCGACUUGGCAAGCGUAGCAGAUGAAGGCGAGGAGGGUGUAGAAGAUCCACAGCUGCCAAGUCAGGUCGAACAGGCAGAGGAGCACUGGAGGAAGGCGGCUGAUGAAAAGCGGAUGGUCGAAGCAGAAGCCAAGAGUAGACGGGCUGAAGAGAUGCAGCGGCGCAGUGAUGGCGGCACCGAUCCUACCGUCUCUUUCCCGGGAACUGGAGACAUACGUGAAGCAUGGGAGCGUGGGGCACGAGCCGCUGCAAGGGCACACGUGGGAGAGGCAGGAGAGGAGCUCGCCAGCAAUGUGCGGCAGCAUAUCGAGGAGGAUAGGGGAUACGUGAAAGUUCGCUUGCCCAGCCUAAAGCGGAAGGCGGCAGAAGAGGCCCGGAGAGGGGACGUCGACGUGCCAGAGAAUUCGGGAGAGGCGAAAAAGAAGGAGGAGAGCAACGCGGAGGACGGGGCGCCAAAGGAAGCAGAGUCUGCGGCGCAGCAGAAGGUGGGUGCAGAGGCGGUCAAGGGUGCGGAGGCAGUCGCGCGUAAAGAAGCGGGUGCAGCAGCAGAGCUGACGUCGGAGGCAGUCGAGCUGAUGGUUGUGGAGGCAGUGGCGCAGAAGGAAUCAGAGGCAAUGGCGAGCCAGAAGGAUGAGGCAGCGGCGCAGCAGAAUGAUGAGGCAGACGCACAUAAGGAAUCAGCGGCAGCAGCGCAGCAGAAGGAUGAGGGUGCGGCGCCCAGGAUGGUUGAGGCAGAGGCGCAGAAGGAAUCAGAGGCAGCGGCGCAGCAGAAGGAGGAGGGUGCGGCGCCGAAGAUGGUUGAGGCAGAGGCGCAGAAGGCAUCAGAGGCAGCGGCGCUGCAGAAGGAGGAGGGUGCGGCGCCGAAGAUGGUAGAGGCAGAGGCGCAGAAGGCAUCAGAGGCAGCGGCGCUGCAGAAGGAGGAGGGUGCGGCGCCGAAGAUGGUAGAGGCAGAGGCGCAGAAGGCAUCAGAGGCAGCGGCGCUGCAGAAGGAGGAGGGUGCGGCGCCGAAGAUGGUUGAGGCAGAGGCGCAGAAGGCAUCAGAGGCAGCGGCGCUGCAGAAGGAGGAGGGUGCGGCGUCGAACAUGGUUGAGGCAGAGGCGCAGAAGGAAUCAGAGGCAGCGGCGAGGGAGAAGGAUAAGGCAGCGGCGCUGCAUAUGGAGGAGGCAGACGCACAUAAGGAAGGAGAGGCUCGGAAUAAGGCAGAAGCAGCGGCGCGGCAGAAGGCGGAGGCAGAGGAGCAGAAACAGGCUGCGGAAGAGGCACUACAACUGGCUCGGGCUGAAGCGCGGAAGAAGGCUGUUGUAGAGGCGCAGAAGAAGGCGGAGGGUGUUGCGCAGAAGAUGUCAGAGGCCGAGGAGCAGAAGCAAGCUGAGGCAGACGCACGAAGGAAGCCAGAUGGAGAGGACGGUUCAGAUGGGAAUAAAAUGGUACAGACAGAGGGACGGGAGACGGCGGGUGCUGAGGGGCACAUCAUCGCAGAGGAAGAGGGGCAGCAUAACGAGGAGGCAGCGUCGCAGGUAUUCGCAUACCGAGAGACGCAGAGCAUGGCAGAGACAGGGCGUCAAAAUACUAUGGAGGAGGUUCGUGUCGUCCCGGAGGCUGGAGUGGGGCACUACGAGGGAGAUGCGCUGGAAACAGAAGAGGAGCAGAAUGAGGAGGAUACGGUACAUCCGGCAGUACGGAUAUUUUUGGGAGGAAGUCCGACGCGGGGACCAGGAACCGGGGUAGAGGGGCCAUGGAGGGUGGCAGACGAUGGGGCGCCUAGGGAUACAGUGGGUCUCAACAGGCAGAGGCGGCCCACCCUUCACCAGAGAGCAGUGGAGAGGAAUCUCGGCCAAGGCGGGGUGGCAGAAGCGUUUUGGCAGGUAGAGUGGGUCGAGGCAGAGACGGCAAUACGGCGGAUGCUGCAUCGGACGAGUACAGUCCUGGUCGAACAAGGUGACAGGUUCGUCGAGGCCGAAAGCUGGGACAUAAGCCCGGCAGAGGUAACGCGUCGUCUGACGCUCUUAGCCCGAAUGGUGACGCAGACGUUCUGCAACUUGGCGGCCCGCAACAGCAGCAUCAGUCGCGACGUGGCCGAUCUGACCGUCCAUUACUGUCGCGACGCCCUGGCCAACCUGGAAGAAGUCCGCCAUGGAAACGAGGAACGGCGGCGCCAAGCUGAAACGGCGGCCAGGUUUCGCGAGGAGGUGGACACGAGACUCUCCAACUUGCAGGAGAGUAUCGUAAGGGUGAGUGAUCAGGUUCGCCAGUCGGGAGGGGGGAUGGCGGAGGGCACGUUAAAGGGGGUGGAAGAGAGGUUGAGAGAGGUUCUGAGAGAAGAGUCUGAGCGGCGGAACAGGGAUAGACUGCAGGACGAGGAGCGGAGGCAGAAGGCCAUGAGGAAGGAAGCAGACGCCGCAGAGAGACGGAAGAAGGAACAACAGCAGGAGGAAGCGCGUCGGCAGAAGGAGAUGAGAGAGGGAAUGAAGGAGAUGAAGGAGGCGAUGAUGAAGGAGAUGAAGGCAGAAAUGAAGGAGAUGAAGGAUGGGAUGGUAAACCAGAUUGUGGGGAGGUUGAGCGCGGUUUUGCGAGAAGAAUCCGAGCGGCAGAAGAAGGAGAGGCAAGUGGACGCGGAGCGGCGACAACAGCAGGACGCGAAGAGGAAACAAGUGGCGGACGACGAGGAGAGACGCAAGAGGAUACAACUGGACGAGCAAUGGCGGAAGGAGGAGGAGGUGAAGAGGAAGGACGUAGAGGCCACAGAGCGGCGGAGGAAGAACAAACAUCAGGAGGAAGAGCGACGGCAGAAGGAGGUGGAGGCGGGAAUGAAGGAAGUGAUGGAGGCUGUGAAGGAGAUGAAGACGGGGAUUACGGGGUGGAAGGAGGGGAUGAUAAGUGAGGUGGAAAAGCGGCUGUCAAUGGUUCUGAGAUUGGACGCAGAGCGGCGGCAAAAGGAGGAGCAGGGUAGGAAGGCAACGGAGGGAGAUCGGCGACAGAAGGAGGAUGCGCAGAGGAAGGAGGCAGAGGAAGCAGAGCGGGUGGAGAGGGAGAAACAGCAAGAGAUGGCGCUCCUGCAGAAGGAGGAGGCGCAGCGGAAAGAUGCAGAGGAGGCCGAGAGGCAGGAGAGGGAGAAACAGCAGGAGAUGGCGCGCCUGCAGGAGGAGGACAGGCAGAGGAAGGAGGCAGAGGAGGUAGAGCGGCGUCAGAGGGCGAAACAGCAGGAAUUGGACCGCCUGCAGAAGGAGGAGACGCAGAAGAAGGAGGCAGAGGAGGCCGAGCGGCAGCAGCGGGCGAAACAGCAGGAGAUGGAGCGCCUGCAGAAGGAGGAAGCGCAGAAGAAGGAGGUAGAGGAGGCCGAGCGGCAGCAGAGGGCGAAACAGCAGGAGAUGGAGCGCCUGCAGAAGGAGGAAGCGCAGAAGAAGGAGGCAGAGGAGGCCGAGCGGCAGCAGAGAGCGAAACAGCAGGAGAUGGAGCGCCUGCAGAAGGAGGAAGCGCAGAAGAAGGAGGCAGAGGAGGCCGAGCGGCAGCAGAGGGCGAAACAGCAGGAGAUGGAGCGCCUGCAGAAGGAGGAAGCGCAGAAGGAGGCAGAGGAGGCGGAGCGGCAGCAGAGGGCGAAACAGCAGGAGAUGGAGCGCCUGCAGAAGGAGGAAGCGCAGAAGAAGGAGGCAGAGGAGGCGGAGCGGCAGCAGAGGGCGAAACAGCAGGAGAUGGAGCGCCUGCAGAAGGCGGAGCAAUGCCGAGCAGAGAAGAGGGCCAGACUUGCAUCCUACGCGGAACAGCAGCGGCAACUGGAGGCAAAGGCAAAGGCGAUGGCUGAAGAGACGGAACGAUUGGCAAGGGAGAUGGAAGAGGAGGAUUUGACCAUGCAGGGGGAGGGGACCUGGACAGGAGUCGAGGAGGAUUUGACCAUGCAGGGGGAGGGGACCUGGACAGGAGUCGAGGAGGAAAUAGUUGAGGGGUUGGGGACUUUGCUGUUGAUUGAGAGCGGGGAGGCGAAUGUAGCAGAGGGCGUGCCUAGUGUUCCUGUACGGAAUGUAGAGGUGUUCAGGAGGCGGCCUAGACAAGAGGACAGGGAGCCGGAGGGUCAUGCGGCUAAGAGACGGCGUGCAGCUGGAAUACAGGAGUUGAUACCCAUAAUCCAAGGGGAAAAGAAAGGGAUGAAGAUCGACAAGUGUGACAACAGGAAAAACGCCGUAGUGGACGACAAGGGUAAGACUUUGGGUGUCUGCCUGCCGUUCAGGGGAAGCGGGUUCUCUCAACGGGGCGAGGGAGCUUUGCAGAAGUGGACGUCUGAGCAGACCGUCGGCGGCCGGAAGCGGAACCUCGGCUCUCACAAAACGGUGUGGGAGAGGGCAUACACGGUCGCAGUCUGCUGGAAGUUCUACUUCCCGGAUAUUGACAUGCAGGCAUACGGCAUGAAUCCAAACCGUAUAAACAAGUGGCGGGAAGACCUCGACUUCACAACGUGGCUUCCAACAGGGGUGUGGAGCGUCAUCAACGAACUCCACCUGGACAAACCGGACGGAUUCUCACUCGUUCAAACCAACACGGCUCUUCGGCAGCAGCAGGGGGAUGGCUUUCAGGUAGCUGCCUGCGCUGGUGUCGGAAUAACUGCGUGGCAGAAGAUGGUGGGAGGCGUGGAGGGUGAAAACGGCUAUUCGACGGAAGAACACGCAAUCGGACUUGCCGCCACAUUGUCUGUAAUGUGGGCCGCAUCCACGAAUGUGGACCAGACCCAGUGGGAGACGGGCGCAACAACAGCUGCACGUGGAACUUCUACGGCCAUAGCAUCUUCUGCUGCCAGAUCGUCCACUGCUGCCACCGCCUCGUCGGAUGCCUCGUCAUCUUCUGCGGCCGAUGUGCCCUCUGCCGUCCACAAUGCCCUUGCGACGCUUGCAGCCUCGGUUGCUUGCGUUGCGGUUGAGGCGAUGAGGUCGGUAAAGGAUCAGGAGCAUGACAAGGAAGCGUGGAUUCUGCCCCUGUCGGAUGCGCUGCUGAAAGCGCUUCCGGCAGAGUCGCGAGCGGCCGAGGAUGCGAAGCGGAUGACGAGGAUGGUGGCAAAGGUGGUGACCUCUUGGUGCCUAUGCAGCAUGGCAUCAAGAGGCCUUCGCCAGCACCAGGGCGUCUGGCUCGGAGUCCUGCAGAAGAAGUUAGGCGGCCGGGAUACCACAACAGGGGCGGAUAAGGAGAAGAAAACCAAGAAAUCGUCCGCGAAGGGGAACGCGACGAAGGAUGCGUCGACGGAGGAGAACACCGGCACUGGCGGCCAGGAUUGA